This is a messenger RNA of Tribolium madens (black flour beetle), 1921 nucleotides long. RefSeq names its product DNA replication factor Cdt1. Bases 129 to 1889 code for a protein of 586 amino acids. The record is from RefSeq and is a predicted model, not a curated record. NCBI's taxonomy places the organism in Eukaryota, Metazoa, Arthropoda, Insecta, Coleoptera, Tenebrionidae. Gene Ontology annotation, cellular component: nucleus. Gene Ontology annotation, molecular function: DNA binding; DNA polymerase binding. Gene Ontology annotation, biological process: DNA replication preinitiation complex assembly; mitotic cell cycle; DNA replication checkpoint signaling. The transcript has 3 exons.
CUGGACUAGUGUAAUAUUCUGUCCGAAUCACUUCUUCAAUUUUCACCAAUGCGCAUAGGUGAAAUUUCGGUUGCGCUUUAACCGAAUUCGGAGGGAAAAUAAAAUAACGAUCAUUCUAACCGAAGAAAAUGGCUCAACCCUCGGUGGCCCAGUAUUUUAAUAACAGAAAACGUGCGGCUAUCGAUGAUCACAAGACAGAAUACCCCACAAAAGUUUUACUACUGGACCAGGAUGCAGCGACUCACACACCAAAAAAUGGUCUUCAUGGGACACAAAUAAGCUCCCCAAAUGUAUCCAAAAUCAUAGUGAAGAAGCCAGAAACAAGUAAAAUUGUUAAAAGUACCAAUCUUGAACAACAAAAUGUGUCAAGAAAGGUUAUCAGAGCACCAAAGAAGAAAAUUAAAGCAGGGUCUAAUCAAGACAUUCAGAGUCUUCUGAAUAAUAUGCGAAAUAUUGAAAGAUGUGUAACUCCACCAAAUCCGAGUGAAAAAGACGCAAAAAAGGAAUUGGACGAUAUUAAGAAAAAAAUAUGUAGAAGCUCAAAGUUGAAGGAACUCAAAGCGUCUAUAAGUAGGUUCAAAGAGUCAGCAGAACAGCUGAAGGUUGUUGAAAAGAAAACUGCUGAUUUGUCCAAAUCGCCACAACUGAAGACAUUCAAGUCAAUAGAGUUUGAAGUACUAGUUAGUCCUCAAAAAGUCCAGUCACCUGAGAAGCCAUAUCUAAGCCCUAAAAAGGAACCUAGUGUCCGCCGUAAUCUCCUCAGUGCCUUGAGCCCCAAAAAAAAUCUCUUCACUGCCACUGACACUUCGCCCAAAGAGACCGAAACUCUAUCAACACAAGGCUUGCAAUUACCAUUCAAGUACAAAACCCUCGCUGAACUAUUCCGUUCAAUUGACACGGUUUCCCAAAUAUUAUUCAACCGCAAGGAACUCAUAACAUUCAGAAAAUUGAAACCUGCUGUUGAAGAAAUGAUCAAACGGAAUCUCCUCCAAAAACAUCUCGCUCAAAUCAAAUCGGUGUAUCCAGAGGCUUACAACUUCACCCAAGAAAAAGUCAAAGUCUUUGGAACACGACAAGAACAAUGGGAGUUGGUUUUGACCCCAAAUAUAACAAACUCGGAAGACAUGACUUCGCAGAUUCUCAUUGAUAGAAGAAGAGUUUUCAUUGACACAUUAAUUGACAAAGUCAAAGACUACCAUAACGAGUUUUUGUUAACACUGACGCCACCAAUGAUCAUUUCAAAGGAUAAAAUCACCCGCUGGCAUCCCGAAUUUGAUUUAGAAAAAGUCCCCGAUGUCGAAGUUGCAGCCCUCCCGGAGCCCCCGUUUGAAGAAAAGUUCACUACAGGAAAACAAGUCCUGGAAAAGGCGCGACAAAUGUUUAAUUGCAACACCCGGAUGGAACAAGCCUUGAUGAAGUUGAAAGAAGCCCGCGAGAAGGCCUCAGUAACAAGUGAGGAGUCCUCAGGGCCAGACCAGGUAACCUCUGUGCUGAAAGGCAUCCCGAAGGCGUUACUCGAGAAAGUGCGUCAAAAGCAGGCCGCCAAGGCUCUUGCCUCCAUGACCAGGACUGCAGAUAAGGAAAAGGAGGUGCAACUUUAUUCUAGAUUACCUGAAAUCGCUCGCUUGACUCGUAAUUUAUUUGUUACCGAGAAAAAAAGUGUUUUAGAAUUAGACUUUGUUAUGGAAAAACUGGGUAACAGUUACCGCAGUUUUUUAAAUAAGGCGGAAAUGGAAAACCAUUUAAAAGCAAUCUCAAACGCUGUACCUGGAUGGUUGGUAUUUCAUAGGCUAAGAAGUUCCGUCUUUUUAAAACUAGCCAAAAAUGCUGACUUAAGUCAGGUUUUGAAUAAGUUGGAAAAACUCGCCAAAGAAAAGAAUGAUUCGUAAUUUGUAAUUGCCGAUUUGUGGAGUUUUAUUUA